This is a messenger RNA of Salvia splendens (bonfire salvia), 1786 nucleotides long. RefSeq lists its product as uncharacterized. Gene Ontology annotation, biological process: transmembrane transport; metal ion transport. The record is from RefSeq and is a predicted model, not a curated record. The transcript has 5 exons. NCBI's taxonomy places the organism in Eukaryota, Viridiplantae, Streptophyta, Magnoliopsida, Lamiales, Lamiaceae. Gene Ontology annotation, molecular function: metal ion transmembrane transporter activity. Bases 243 to 1613 code for a protein of 456 amino acids. Gene Ontology annotation, cellular component: membrane.
AUAUGUUACAAAAUUCCUCACAAGCAUCUCAUGUCACUAUUAUCCAUAAUGAUUCUACUAUAACACCAUUUCAAUUUUUAUUAUUUUAAAACCGUCUAACAAUUAUCUUCAACAUCCCAUCAUUUUUCCCCUUGCUUUUGCCAUUUGACGACGGUAGAACUUUUCAAGAUUGAAUUUUUCCUCCUCCCAGGCUACUUUUUUACGAAAUUGCGAAAAUGGGGUUGAUUUGAUUGGCAGCAAAAAUGGAGAUGAACGAAAUCGAACAAAACGACGCCGGCGCAGCUUCCGCAGAGGACGUCGACAGCGAAUCCUCACAGCCACGAAGCUACCAAGAAAACCACCUCUACUCCUCCCAACACCCAGUGCGGCGGAAGGCCUACAUCUUCGACGGCGACGGAAGCUACUACAAUCAGGAAUGGAGUCUCAAAGAGGGCAAAGGCAAGGAAUUCUGCUGGUACCACGUGGAGCUCCCGAAAGGCAAGCAAAAACUCUCCCAAUUAGCCCAAUACCUAAUCGACGUCCUCUGCCCUCCGUUGAAGCUCCAAGACAUCCUUUCCCUCGCCAGCAACGGCCCCUUUUGCGGCAACGUCGACGGCGCCCUCGUCUUCCGCGUCAACUCCCCCGGCCCCCCUUCCAGCAAUUUCACAUUCAGGAUCGCAGCUAGGGUUACUGAGCACUCGGUGAUCACGGUCUCGUUAGGGAGGGUGCCUAGAUUGGGAUUCUCCCCUGCUAACGAGUCUCUGUUGUAUGAGAUUCCUGCUGUGGAGAGCUCUGAUUAUGGUGGUGAUGGUGUUAGUAGUAAGGGGGCUAUGGUCAUUAGGGAGCAUGUUUUGGAUUUCUUGCUCACUAUGAAUCACUCCGAGGAGGCUGACAAUCUGGUUCCUAGAUCUGUGUCUAAUCUCGUUGUGCAUAUAAUCGACACGCAUGUUGAUCAUCUUCAAGACACAGUGACCAAGCUCGAGAUCGAGCUUGACUCUGUAGAGUUUGAGCUAGACCUAGGUGGAUUCAACUCGAAGCAGCAGAUGAUUGAUGACAAGAAGUUCCCCAAAAUGCAUCUUGAUCUGCAGAGACUGUUGCAGGUGAUUGCGCAUAGUGAGCAAGUGUUUCCUCGGGUGAAGGAGAAGUGCGGGUCAAAGGACUGGUUCACGUACGAGGACAUUAUCGCGUUGGAGGAGCUCAUUGCCCUCAUAAGGAGCCUCAAGGAGAACGUGAGGUUCAUAGCUAACCGGGUCUCAGCGUUGCAGGCUGGACUCGACAGUUGGCAAUCAGAGCAGAUAAACAAGAAACUAUACUACCUGUCCUUCCUCUCCAUUAUAUUCUUGCCUCUCUCGAUAAUAACUGGAGUGUUCGGGAUGAACGUGGGCGGGGUGCCAUGGACGGGCCAGGAUGACCCUGAGUUGAAGGAUGGAUUCUACAACGUGGUGGUGAUAUGCGUGAUGAUGUUGGUGAUGGUCCUCCUCUGCUUCCUCUUCCCGGGGCUCUACAGCCACAUCAUGGGGUGGCAGAGGACGCGGACCUUGAGGAAAUGUCUUUCCAUUAAUCACAAGUCUUACAUUAGGCGGACCGGGGUGGGAGGCGAACCAAUACAGAGAAGAGGGUACACUCGUAUUUAGCCCUGCAAAGUUUAGACUGAUGUUUGACUCAGUUGUACAGAGGCUUUUCUUGUUAAAACUCAUAAUGAAGUAUUUGUGUUGUUUCUCUUGUAAAACGAUUUAGGUUACAUUUUAAAUGGAAAAAGGCUAUUGUUUUGUGGGCAAAUUGCCUAUAAAGUCAUGAACUUUCAAAA